Molecule: messenger RNA, 2191 nt
Organism: Mesocricetus auratus (golden hamster)
Lineage: Eukaryota; Metazoa; Chordata; Mammalia; Rodentia; Cricetidae
Gene: Trappc5
Product: trafficking protein particle complex subunit 5
Exons: 2
Coding region: 148-714 (188 amino acids)
Biological process (GO): endoplasmic reticulum to Golgi vesicle-mediated transport
Cellular component (GO): TRAPPII protein complex; TRAPPI protein complex; TRAPPIII protein complex
Source: RefSeq, a predicted model, not a curated record
CGCCUGCGCACUCAGGGGCCUUUUACGACGCCGUCAAGAAGUUCCGCGGAACCUAUAGCAGCCUGCUUCCGGUUGAGACGUUUCCCGGCCGGAGACCCUACUCUUUUUACCUCUGUGCGUCCGGAGCAGCGUUCCCGGGGCGGCAGCAUGGAGGCGCGUUUCACGCGCGGGAAGUCAGUGCUGCUGGAGCGUGCACUGGUGCGGCCGCGCACCGAGGUGAGCCUGAGUGCCUUUGCCCUUCUUUUCUCCGAGCUGGUGCAGCACUGUCAGAGCCGCGUCUUCUCAGUGGCCGAGCUUCAGGCACGCCUGGCUGCCCUAGGCCGCCAGGUGGGCGCCCGAGUCCUGGAUGCCCUGGUGGCCCGCGAAAAGGGUGCCCGGCGGGAGACCAAGGUGCUGGGCGCGCUGCUGUUCGUCAAGGGCGCAGUGUGGAAGGCUCUGUUUGGCAAGGAGGCCGACAAACUGGAGCAGGCCAAUGAUGACGCCCGCACUUUCUACAUCAUCGAGAGGGAGCCGCUCAUCAACACCUACAUUUCGGUGCCCAAGGAGAACAGCACGCUCAACUGUGCCAGCUUCACGGCGGGCAUCGUGGAGGCUGUGCUCACGCACAGCGGCUUCCCCGCCAAGGUUACAGCGCACUGGCACAAGGGGACCACACUCAUGAUCAAGUUCGAAGAGGCGGUUAUCGCCCGAGAUCGGGCCCUGGAGGGACGCUGACUCCACAGGAGAUAAAGGAUGAGCAGAUCCCGUUCCAGGCUCGUGUUGUUGUCUUGUGUAGGGGCACCAUAUCUGCCCACACUCUGAUCCGGGUCUUGAGUCCGAGUCCCAGGCUGAGGGAUUCCGAGGCAGGCGUGUGAGGCACAGGUGGAGACUGAACAAGUGGACAAUGGGCUGACCUAGCUUCUGGCUCUCAGGUGUGGGUGGAGGGUUGGGUAUACUGGGGAGGUAGGGCACCUGUGAAAUUAUAGUUGGAGCCUGCAUGCAGGGAUAUGAGGUUAAGAGGGACCAAGGCCUGGCAAACUGCCAGUGCUGUAGCUCAGUUGCUGGAGUGCCCUGGGUUUGAUUUUCUUUUUAAUGCCACAAAAAUUGGGCAUAGUGGUGCAGAUUGUCUCAUCCCAGCACUAGGAAGGUAGAGGGAGAAGGAUCAGAAGUUCAAGGCCGUCUUCCGAUACUUAGCAAGUUUGAGACCAGCUUUGGCAGCAUGGGAUUCUUUCUUAAACAAGUUUCAGGCAGGGGUACUUUUCCUUAAUGUAUAUUUUCUCAAAAAAUAGUAGAUAGUAAAGGAGAGGGUGUGACUGUGUGCCUAAAAAUGUAUGUGGAGAGUGAUUCUCCUUUUAGACCUUUGCUACUCAAGGUGGCUUGUGGCGGGUCAGCAUGGAACAGACAGCAUCAGUAUCCCUUCAACACCAACAUCAGUAGAAGCAUCAGCACCAGUGUCUCACACGCAGAAUCACUGGCCCACCUUAUACUGUUGGACUGGAAUUUGCAUCCUAGCCCCAUUCCCAGAGGAGUCCCUCAGUCUUUUAUUUUGAGAAGUAGUGCUUUAGGGCAUCAGAGUCACAUGGAGGAUUUUUUAGAACUCAGGUGGUCGGGCCCUACCCCUACAGUCAUGAUUCUGCAGUUUUGGGGUGUGCCUAAGAAUUUGUUUCUGGUACAUUCUGGAGAGCUGCUGGGUUUCCCAGGGAUCACACUGAGAACAAAUGGCACACCAGCCUCUCAAAGGGGGAAGAGUCCAAACCCAUCCAGAAAAGUUAUAUAUAUAUAUAUAUGUUUUUUUUAAAGACGGUUUCUCUGUAUAGCCUGGCUGUCUUAGAACUCUCUUUGUAGACCAGGCUGGCCUUGAAUUUACAGAGAUCCAUCUGCCUCUUCCUCCCAAGUGCUGGGAUUAAAAGUCACCACCACCACCACCAUCACCCAGUUUAAGGUUAGUAUUUUUAAAAUUUAUUCUGAGACAAGUUGCUGUCAGCCCACACCAGCUUUGAGCUUGCUAUAUGUUCCAGGAUAACCACAAAUUCCCAACACUUCUGACUCUACCUGAGGUUGGGUGUUUAACUUAGUGGCUUGUUACAUUAUUUUAGAGAGUCUCAACUAUGUAGUCGUGGCUGGCCUGGAACUCACUAUGUAGACCAGGCUGUCCUCAGACUUUGAGAUCUGCAUAUCUCCUUAGUGCUGGGAUUAAAGUUGUGCACCACCA